CAUCAUCAUCAUCAUUCACAGAACACAUACACGCACAAAAAAAAUUUCAUACAACAAAAUGGCGAAUUACUCAAGUAUUCACAUUCUCUUCUUGGUCUUCAUCACAAACGGCAUUGCUGUUUCCGCCACCGUCUUCACAUUACAGAACAGUUGUCCUUACACCGUUUGGCCGGGAAUUCUCUCCGGUAACGACAACACCCUCGGCGACGGCGGAUUUCCCUUGACUCCUGGCGCUUCCGUACAGCUCACGGCUCCUGCUGGAUGGUCAGGCCGGUUCUGGGCUCGUACCGGCUGCAACUUCGACGCCUCCGGCCACGGUAACUGCGUCACCGGAGACUGCGGUGGCGUUCUAAAAUGUAACGGCGGCGGAGUUCCACCAGUCACUCUUGCUGAAUUCACACUCGUUGGCGAUGGCGGCAAGGAUUUCUACGACGUGAGCCUCGUCGACGGUUACAAUGUCGAGAUGGGGAUUAAACCUCAAGGUGGAUCAGGUGAUUGCCAUUACGCCGGCUGUGUCGCGGACGUCAACGCGGUUUGUCCUAACGAGCUUCGGAUCAUGGAUCCACAUACCGGAAUCAUCGCGGCGUGUAAAAGCGCUUGUGCGGCGUUUAAUUCUGAGGAGUUCUGUUGUACCGGUGCUCACGCGACGCCGCAAACUUGCUCUCCGACGCAUUACUCGGCGAUGUUUAAAAGCGCUUGCCCUGGCGCUUACAGUUACGCCUAUGACGACGCCACAAGCACCUUCACUUGUACCGGAUCUAACUACUUGAUCUCUUUCUGCCCCACCCGGUCUUAAAAACCGGAGCUCCGGUUUAGAUUUCACGUUUCUUUUGCUUAUUAUGUACUGAAAGAUUAUUAAUUUGUUUCAUCUUCUUCCGUUUUAAAUAUUUUUCUUGUACUCAGUUGUUACAUUCAUUUCAUUUGCAUUGUUGCUUUGAUUUGUAUCUUCUCUAUAUUUUACUAAGUAUUGAUUUUGCA
This is a messenger RNA of Arabidopsis lyrata subsp. lyrata, 978 nucleotides long. Its product is annotated as pathogenesis-related protein 5. The transcript has 2 exons. The record is from RefSeq and is a predicted model, not a curated record. Lineage: Eukaryota; Viridiplantae; Streptophyta; Magnoliopsida; Brassicales; Brassicaceae. Bases 59 to 796 code for a protein of 245 amino acids. Gene Ontology annotation, cellular component: extracellular region. Gene Ontology annotation, biological process: defense response.